Messenger RNA from Panicum virgatum (switchgrass), 2086 nucleotides. RefSeq lists its product as uncharacterized. The record is from RefSeq and is a predicted model, not a curated record. The transcript has 3 exons. NCBI's taxonomy places the organism in Eukaryota, Viridiplantae, Streptophyta, Magnoliopsida, Poales, Poaceae. Gene Ontology annotation, molecular function: nucleic acid binding. Bases 115 to 1644 code for a protein of 509 amino acids.
UUUGUAGGUGUUCCUCUAGCAACACGUUUUUUCCUAGACAUCAACUCUACUCCAGAAUUAGUUGAUGAAAUCGUACCUAGAGAUGAGGCUGUAGGCAACGAGGAAAUUGAUGCUAUGGCUCAGGAUGAAGAAGACAUUGUCCCUGCUCAAGAUGAAGAAGACAAUGCUCCCAUUGAAGCUGCAGCUGUUCAUCUGGCAACACCUUUUUUCCUAGACAUCAAUUGUACUCCUCUAGAAGAAUUAGUUGAUGAAAUCAUAACUGGAGGAAGCGAGGCUGGAGAAAUCGAUGCUAUGGCUCAGGAUGAAGAAGCCAAUGGCCACACUGAGGCUGCAGGUGUAGAACAGCCACUAAGGUUAAGGAACUGGCUAACAGAUGCCCAGAGAUAUGCUGCUUACACAUCAUUGCAUGCAAAGAGUACAAAGGGGAAAUUACCAAAGACUGCAACUAAGGAAGUCGCCGCAUUCUUUCAUACACACAUUCGAGUUAUUCAAAAGAUUUGGAAGACUGCAAGAGAGCAGAUUGCACUUGGGCUAGAAGUUGAUGUGUCCAACAAGAAAACUGGCCGAUGUGGUCGCAAGCCAGCCGAAAUUGAUGUCUCCCGGAUUACCGCAAUUCCACUAAAUAGAAGAUCCACCUUAAGGUCACUGGCAAAGUCACUAGAUGUCGGUAUUUCGACAUUGCACAGAAAAUUCAAGUUAGGUUUGUUAAGGCGCCACUCCAAUACAUUGAAGCCACAUUUGAAAGAGAGCAACAAGAGAGAAAGGCUCCAAUUUUGCAUUUCAAUGUUAGAUCAGACAAGUCUUGGGGAUGCGGAACCUAGAUUCAUUGACAUGCAAAAUAUACUUCACAUGGAUGAGAAAUGGUAUUACAUGACAAAAAAGGCAAGGAAGUACUACUUGCUACCAGAAGAAGAUGACCCUGAACGGACUAUUCAGAACAAGAACAACAUCGGCAAAGUAAUGCUUCUAACAGUUGUUGGGAGGCCUAGACGUAAUGCGCAAGGGAUUGUGAUGUUUUCUGGUAAGAUUGGUGUGUGGGCAUUUGUAAAAGAGGUGCCUGCAGCCAGAAGGAGCAAGAAGAGAGAAAGAGGGACCCUAGAAACAAAAUCUGUCAUAGUCAACAGGGAAGUGAUGAGGCAAUUUCUGAUUGAAAAGGUCAUUCCCGCUAUCAAGUCUAAGUGGCCGCAAGAUGCUGCUCUUGAGACCAUUUUCAUCCAACAAGACAAUGCUAGAACUCAUGUUAGUCCAAAUGACCCAGCCUUUCUUCAAGCUGUGGCGGCUACAGGGCUAGACAUCGGGCUGAUGCAACAGCCGCCUAACUCCCCAGACAUGAAUGUUCUAGACCUUGGGUUUUUUAGAUCCAUCCAGUCCUUAACUGAUUGCAGAAGCCCUACAACUAUUGAAGAGUUAAUACAUGAUGUGGAGGAGGAGUUUGAAGCAUAUGACGAGGAAAAACUGAAUAGAGUAUUCUUGAGUCUCCAAAUGUGUAUGAGAGAAGUAAUGAAAAUAGGAGGAGGAAAUAGGUAUAGAAACCCACACAUGAAUAAGAGUAGGCUAGAAAGACAAGGGAGACUACCUCAUCGGCUGUCAUGUGAUAGAGAUAUCUACAAUAGCGCACUAGCCUAUCUAGCCCAAUAUGGUUAAGUUUGGUAUUGUAAACAAGUUAUGUUAUACAAGUCAGACAAGGGAGUUGCCAAUAUUUCCUCUCGAAAGAUUAUCCUGGAUAGUGGGAUGCCCAAAGUUUGCAUUGUAAGCGUCAUAUGAAUCUGGAUAUGUUAUAUAAGUCAGACAAGGGAGUACUAUAUGUAUUAUGUAGUGAUAGCUAUUUGAACCUUGACUCAUGGUUCAAAUCAAAUUUGCCACAUUUCCCUUGACAAGGCAUAAGAACAUCACUACACCGAUAUAUUGAUCUAGCAUGUCAUUGAGAAAGUAAUGAAUCUUAUUCUAUAGCUGAGAACAGAAUUUACAGUUACCAUCAUCUUCAAGCCAGAAAGCUCGUCUUGUUCUUAGUCCAAAUGCUGAUUUGAUGGCUUCCUUAAUUGCUUCAGAAGUACCAUCAAUUCCUAUUCUUUUAGUGUAAUCACCC